UACAACGUCAGCUGCUGAACGACAGCUUUAGGUGAUGGGUGCCAACAUAACGUUCAGGUUUAGCUGUUAGAGGUAAUACUUUGUUAUCUGAGAUGUUUUACUUAAAUAAACGUGAUUUGAAUGGACACGAUACAUUUAAGUAAAAACCAAAACUUCAAUUGGCAUAAAGUAAUUUUGCUUGUGAUCAUAUCUAAUCUCAUUGGUCGGUUUGUUGACAACCUUGGCAUAGUAUUGUGGUUUGACGUUCGAAUGAGGUGUGAGAACUAUUGAAAGAGCCUACAGCAGAAUAUAAAUUAUGGAUUUUGGUGAAGAAGUGAAGAAUAUAUUCUACUAACCUGAAAUUUAACUAUCAGCUGGACUGAGGAAUACUGAAAAGCGAAACUAGAUGCGAUGUUUUUGAAUAAAUCAUGUCAGGUGGCGGCACUGUUAUUAUGCUUUUGGGCACUAAAUACAGGAUAUCCCCACAAAUACUUUGCAGAAAAAGUGACGGCUCUUCUCGGAGAAGAUGCCGUUCUUCCAUGCUCUUUCGAAUUUCCAAAAGGUGUUCCUGUUCCUUAUAUUAUUCAAUGGCACAAAAAAGGCAUCAAAAUUCCUAUUUAUAUCUGGUACGCCGGUUACCCUCCUCACAUUGGCGAAGGCUACGAUGGUCGAGUGUCUCUCACGGGUCAGGCAUCUCUCAACCUAACCGACUUGCAAGAACAUGACCAAGGAACAUAUACUUGUAUAGUGAACUUCUUUGAUAGGUCACCAGAUCAAAAAAGAAAUGGAAGUCUGGUUCACUUGUUCGUACACGCACCACCACAUUUCAGUAUCAAACCACCCGAUGUUGUGUAUGUAAACAUAGGAGAAAAAUUAGCUCUUUUCUGUGCUGCAGGUGGAACACCUGAUCCGGAUAUCACUUGGUAUAUGGACAACAUUCCACUAAAUGAAGGUUCCAACAUAAAAAUCAAUCGAGGAAGUUUAGAAAUAUUUAAAGUUCGGGAGUCUCACAUUGGAGAUUACGUGUGCAGAGCCAGAAAUAGUGAAGGGAGUAUCGUAGCUAACACAAAGGUUAUUGUAGCUGGUCCAGCUGUUAUUACUGUUCCACCGCGAAAUCUUACAAAACUAGAAGGAGAUAAGGCGGAAUUAAUCUGUGAAGCGAAAGCGCUGCCAGCAAACCUUACCCACCGGUGGUUGUUUAACGAUAAAGAUAUUUCCCAACUUACCUGGUUGGUAACUCGUACUGUAGUCAGGACAGAUGGCACUCUCUUUAUCAACCCUACCUCAGCAGAGGAUUCUGGACUCUACACUUGCGAAGUAUUUAAUGGAAUUGGGACGCCAGAAAGGGCAUCGGCUUACCUUAGUGUCGAAUAUCCAGCCAGGGUUACUUAUUCGCCAACCAUUCAGUAUCUUCCUCUGGGAUUGUCCGGGAUUAUCCGUUGCUAUGUGAAGGCCAAUCCUCCAUUUCUUCACAUCAAAUGGAGUAAAGACAAUCGUCCUUUUGAUCCAAAAUCUCACCAUGGAGUGUUCAGUUUAAGUAACGGAUCGCUCCAAAUCCAGAGAGUUAUCCACGAACACCAGGGGUGGUAUGUCUGUACUCCUUAUAAUGCAUACGGCACAACCGGCAAGUCAAAUAAGAUGGAAGUUUUAGUCAGGGAUCCACCGAUAUUUACAAUAAAGCCUGAGGAGAGGUACCAGCAACGUGUCAACAGCAAGGUUACCAUGCCUUGUCAUGGUACAGGACAGCCGAAGCCUGACAUACACUGGAGAAGGACGGACGGUAAACAAUUGUCGAGAGAUCGCGCAAUCCAGAGCAACGGGAACCUUACGAUCCGAACGUUGAAGAAGGAGGACCAUGGUCGAUACGAAUGCGUUCUUCAAAAUGACAUCGCCAUACUUGUCACAAGCACUUUACUUAUUGUUGAAGGUACAACCCCACACGCCCCUACCAAUGUUACAGUGGAAACCAGUGCUUUUUCGGCAUCUUUGAGCUGGCUUCCAGCAUAUGAUGGAAAUUACCCACAGUCUUACGUAAUUUGGUAUCGUCUUUUGGAACAAGCUGAAAGUCCUUGGAGAACCAUACGAGUGGAUCCAGAUGAAGCCUCCACUUUUACCAUCUACAAUCUUCAACCUAAUUCAGAGUACGAAUUUCGUGUACUUUCUCGAAAUACUUUAGGAGAUGGGAUGUUUAGUCCAACAGUUAGAGGCAAAACCACCCCCUGGGACUUCCUAGGAGGGGUGUAUCCUACUGAUGCUUAUGGUGCCACGUAUAUUCCUACAGUGCAGAAACCAUCUGGCCCCAAGCCUUCUCCUCCACGUAACGUUACUGUUCAGGAGACAGAGAAUGGCCUCCUUAUUUCGUGGCUUCCACCACUUAACCAGAAAGUUCCUGUGGCCUUCUACUACGUUGAAUAUCGCACCCAGUCCAAGCCCUGGAAGCGUUGGGGACCAAUUAAACACGCUACGUCUUACCUAGCCAAGGAAUUAGCUCCUGGCCAUUACAACUUUCGUGUAUAUGCCUACUCUAUUAUGUCUGUAGGACAGGCCAGUUCAGAAGUAUCUCUCACUUUAGCAGCUGAAAGUUAUGAAGUGACAAAAAGUCGUGCUAUAACUGCUGGCGUCGUGGGAGGAAUUUUGUUCUUCAUAGCCGCCAUAGUGCUCUCUGUUUGUGCCGUCAAGAUUUGCAAUAAAAGGAAACGGAGAAAGGCAGAAAAAGCUUAUAUGAUGGUGACUUGCCCUGUUGCAGAAGCUAGAAAUGGGGGCCACUCUCAUGGCGGCAGUCCAUCACCGAUAAAAAACAUCGGACCAUCGCCCAGACCAAAAAGCGGAGUACCAGGUUUAGUUAGUAAGUCGUCUCUUUAUCAUUGUGGCUUGUCUCUUUGGACCAAUUUAUAACUUGAAUUAGGUCAUACCAUCUGAUUUAGAAUGUGAUUCUCACGAUGUGCCAUAAGUAAACGACCGUACAUGUCGUAACCGCCAAUUUCUUAAGUCUCUUCAGUACUGCGUGGAACUUGAACAUACACCCAGCCGCAGGGUUAGAUUGGCCGAACACCCGAGGGAAAGUUCCUACUACUCAUCAGUGGGAGUAAGGAGAGGGCCAGGUUUGUUAUUCAACUCCUCUCUCCGUCCAGGUUCCAAGUCAGUUUCGGCACAUAAGGUUAACAGUCAGAGCAGUCUUCUUCACUACCUUCAACACUAGUGUGCUGGGGUCGAGGCUUUUUGCCUCUCUUCCAGUUUUCCAUCAGUCCUGAUAGCAAGCUAACCCUAAAAGAGAUCGAAGUUUUAUACUGGAAGUCCUGGAAUAUCGGUAGGCAAGCCAUUUCAAGAGGAAAAUCAUUGUUCUCUCAAGUAUCAUUCUUGAAAUUCCAAUUUCUAGUUACUUUUGUGGUCGGAGUUCAAUUAUUUGACAUCAUACAGAGUGCUCUUCUAGUUUUCUUCUCAAGACAACGUUCCGUAUGUAUUCAGUUUUAACCAAUUCAAUGGUCACACGAUGCCCAAACUUUUCUCCAGUGCAAUUUAGUGCCUGAAACAGUAAAGCAAGCCAAAAAAGCAAAUGACCUAAUAUACCUGACAAAACCUACUUUACGAAUAAGGCUGCUUUAUAGUGCUUGGAAAACUGGGCGGCAUAUUUACCCCGAUUGGUUCCCGUCCACUUGCGUAACCCUUGACCUACCACCCGACAAUUAUCUAAUCUCAGCGUCACAAGCAGAGUGGGGUAUUUUCAUUCAACAAGAGGUUUUUGUUUUUUUUAAACUGACAGGUUUGGGCAAACACAGAAGCUUAUCUCAGUCAAUGUAGUUAUAUAUAUAUAUAUAAAGAGAAUGUAGAACCCAAUAGAGUACAGUGAUCAAAAUAAAUUGCUAGAGCGAUUCCUUCACAUUUCAAAACCUGAUUAAAAUCAACAUUCACUUGUAGAAUCACAUUUAUAAGCACUCUGAAGUAGUGCACGGCCGAACUGACACAUGAGCUCCUUGAGGCCAAUGACCGUCUAUGAAUAAAGCAUUACAUUAGAAAGAGCUUUUCUUCGAUUGUGCUAUCGAGUGCGCAUCAGAGCUUUGAAAACCGAAUAAACGGUUUCUGUCAACAAUUUCUUUGGAAGAUGACACCUUUCUCUGUUGAACAAAUGGCACUUACAUGUUUUCAACAACAACAAAAAGGGAACAUUUCAUUUAUCGCUAGAAAAGACUUUAAUUCCAGUCUUUAAUAGUGCAGUGUUAAAAUCACUAGAGGGUGUUCAGAUUGGUUUAGUAAGUUUGCGUCCGUCUCUUUCUCCCACGUGGGUUGUUAGCAGAAAAAAACGUGGCUCUGACGUCACUAAUUCCAUCAAUAGUAGUUGUGGUUGUGCGAGACGAAACUUAACUAACUAUCAAUUACAUUUUGAACAUUUCGUAUCAUAUUCUGGAAGUAACACUUUAUGAAAAGCUUCCAUUGUUAGUAAAAGUUUUACACCUUUUUAAACUAUAGACGUAUCAUUGGGUCAGAACUAAAGGUUUAAAAGAACUCUUUUUGUUUACCCUGAAAAACUUCAAACCAAAGAUCCAAUAAUUAAUCUGAAUUUUAAAUAUCAGAUUACUAAAAACAAGUAACCAGACCAAACAAAAUCUAAGUUCAUUUUGUUUCUUUAAAAAAAGCUAUUCAGUCAAAACAAAAUAUUCCAAUAAACUAGAAAGUGUUUGUUAAUAAAUCAUGAACUAACGUCAAGUGAAUUUUACUGCUGUCGUGUCAAAAUCGCGAAUUCAUAACAAAUGAUCGUUUACCGUUGACGUACGUGUGUUAUUGAAGUAAUUUAUCGCCUUAAUGAACCGGUGAAGUGUGUAGUUUAUUCAUCUAUAACUUAACAGAGAGAAUAUUCAUAGGUCUUACAAGCAUGGAAAUGGAAAACUAUGAAACAUUUUGAAACGUCACACCUGUUCAUAUCACUGUCAAAUACUGUGGUGUAUCAUGUAAUGAUACAGGCUGUAGCUGUAGACUGUUUCUGUUGAUUGUUGUGCACGUGUUCCCUUCAGCAGUAAGUAAUAACAUUCAGUUCUUGCCAAAUAUACUGCUGUAGUCUGUAAUCGAUAUUUGAAUUUAUUUAAAGAAUUUUUGCGUUUUAGAAUAUUCGAAAAAAUAGACACAUAAUACUGCUAAGAAGUACUUAUUAGUUGGCACGCGAUUCUUUUACUUAUUACUGUUAUUACUUUUAAUUUUGAUUUGACGAGAUAUUUACCAACUCAAAUAAAAAUAUUUUAUGAUAUUUCAUUCCAGUGUUAACUCCUGGAAAAUGGUUUUGUUACGAUAAUAAUGAGUAAAACGUCGAGCUUAGCUUUCAGGCAAACAGUUAUUAUUGUAACUCUUUCGUCUCAUAACUAGAAUCUUAUUAUACUAAAUAAUUCAAAUAUCGCUUUGAAAAAUAAACACAAGACAAGAUUUUUAUUUUUAUUUAUACUUGCAUCUUUAUAAUGUAUGAAAUAGAUUUUGAAACUAUGACAGGAAAAUCAACCAUUUUCAAAGAGUAUUUAGGAAUUAAAAUUAGAAAAAUAUGUUCAUUUCUUUAGUACGUGGUAAACAAGCAACGUAUAUAUUAAGUCACUUUUACACUUUAGUUUUAAUAAUUAGUGUAUGAAAAAGUAUUAUAUCUAGUACCUUUUCCAAAAUACCUUAUACACUUAAAGCUCAGAUAUGACCUAAUAUUAACCAAACUAGCAAGCUACAAUUACUCUUUCAAAGGGCUAUUGUUGAAUUUAAAUAUGGCGAGCCUUUUCUUUAGCAUAGCACACACGAAGUACAUUAUGGCAAGUUUCUUGAAAGUAAAAUAAAAACAUUUUCAAUAUAAGACGAAGUGAAACAAUAUGAUUCAUGAAUAUGGUACCAACGUACAUUUCAACAACAACAACAAAAAGAAAAACAUGUUUCAAAGGUAUAGUUUUUGAUACUUUAAUGUUUUUAUUCCAAUGAACAGUUUUUAUCUUGUGUUCGUUAAAACAUUUAUUGAGCUAAACCUAUAAUAUAUAUUAACAAUUAUUGAAUAAAGCCUGUGAUACGUAACUUAUUUUUGUAGAUUUAUGCAGGAUUAUAUCUAUGUUUUAUUUCUGUUUUAAUGUAUACAUAAAAAUCGAAUACAAACGGAUUUCGUAUCCAGAUUUAUUUAAGGUUAUAAACUUUUGAAUUUUUAGUCCUAAAGAAAUAAGAUUCUAUUUCAACAAUAUUCAUUUAUGAGGUCUUAAGGAAUUUAACUAUGGAGUCAUGUCAUAUUGCUUUAAAAUCUUAUUGUCAAUUUAUUUUACAAGUGGGCUUACUUAGUAUAUUUAACAACAACAAACAAACAAACAGUGCCAACUAAGAAACUUUACAAUUGAGUUGAAACUUAAGCUUGUCAACAGUUAAACUGCGAGAACAAAUUUCUCUUCAAAUGAGUGAAGUACAACUAAAUGCAAUGGGUGUUCCAUUUCCGCAUUAGGAUUAAGUGGUAAAUUAGUUAGUCAGAUGCAUCAUGCUACAGUGGUGUCGCCAUCUAUUGAUUAUUUAAGGAACGUUAAUGGAAUAGUAUUUUUUUUUUGUUUUAUCAAGGAACAACAACAACAACAACAAUAAAAAAUAAAACAGAAAAAAGAAAGCAAAUGUAAGGUCCUUGGAUAACCAAACAAACUAUUUGGCUGUCCAAAGAACUUACUUUUGCUCUCUUUCUUCUGGUUUUUUUUUUUGUUUGUUUUGAAGAGAAAUUUUAAUCGACUGUAAGCUUUAUCAUAUAACGGUUACAAACGUCUAAAAUUAUUGACAUCUAAAACUAAAAGUCAUGUCAGUUUUAAUAUAAAAGUUGUUAAGUACACCGAUAUAAAUAAUACGAUAAAAUGAAGAAGAAAUAAAACGUAUUUACAGGGUUUGACAUAAAGUAAUUUACUCAGUACUAAUAACAGUUAAAGAAACAUUUUGUUUUAUUGUUAAAUACCUUAGUUUAAAGAGCUUGAUCAAACAUUUCUCGCAGAAUGCUGUGUAUAUUAUACGUGUUUUUCUUAUGUUGGUUCUCACAGUUUUUUUUUAAAUGAAAGGUUUUGCACACAUGUACAACAAACCAAUUUAUUGGUAUUGUCAUACCUUUAUAUAAACGCAAAAUAUAUUUGCCCUUCUUAUUUCAAAGUGGAUUGGUGAUUGUGUUUAUAUUAAAUUAAAUUAUUUUGAUAAUAGAAAGUAUUAUUUUAAUGAAUUAUGACAUAUUUAUGGAAGUUUUUAUUGUAUUGAUGAAUUCUUGAAACAGAACAAAAUCGAUAUGAUUUUCAAAUCCUAGAUUUUUAUUUUAUAUACACUGGGUAUUUUACUUUUCAGGAAAACAAAACAUACAAUUGGAAUUACUGUUGUAAUGUCUUAUCUAUCUCAGUUAUUCAAAUUUAUAAGUUAAGAAAGUGACAGCGAGGAUCCGUAAUAUAUCAUGCUUGAUUUUUGACUAUGCUUCAUUGUCUUUUUACACAUUUAAUUUUCUACAAGUUUGUAUCAAAUAGCAAUUCAGUGUCCGUUAUUUUUUUGCGUGCUCGUUGUAAUUUGUAUGAUUUAAUUCAGUGUUUAUGUUUAAAUAUAUUGAUAAAUCUGAUUUUUGUUUUGGCUGUGUUCAUCAAGAUCUUGCGAAGUUUUAAUAAUUUUCUGGCAACAAUAAAUGUUUCUCUUG
Messenger RNA from Limulus polyphemus (Atlantic horseshoe crab), 7618 nucleotides. RefSeq names its product protein turtle-like. Gene Ontology annotation, cellular component: axon; plasma membrane. Gene Ontology annotation, biological process: axon guidance; cell-cell adhesion. Lineage: Eukaryota; Metazoa; Arthropoda; Merostomata; Xiphosura; Limulidae. Gene Ontology annotation, molecular function: protein binding. The record is from RefSeq and is a predicted model, not a curated record. Bases 391 to 2874 code for a protein of 827 amino acids. The transcript is spliced from 16 exons.